CAUAAAAGCAGAAAAACAGAAAAAGCAAACCCAUAGGGACCGCUGACCUGAGCCACCCAACUGCGAUUCCCUUUUACCAUAAUUUACCAAAAAAACAAAGAUUAUUGAUUUCAAUAAAAAUCUUCACACCUGUGAAGAUUUUUAUUCUCUUCCAUUAAUAAUCAUUUUGGUCCAUCGCUCGUCAUGCAAGUUCUCUAAUCUUCUGUUUGUUUCCUGAGAAGUAAUUCUUAUUUAGGAACGAGAAAGGGAAAAGCAAAAAAAAGGUGAGUUUGAUUUUGUGAGAGUCAGCGGUACUCGCCGCGUUUGGUUACGAGCAGUGAGGAUGUCGACUCCAGCAAGGAAGAGACUGAUGAGGGAUUUUAAGAGGUUGCAACAAGAUCCUCCUGCAGGGAUUAGUGGUGCUCCUCAAGACAACAAUAUUAUGCUGUGGAAUGCUGUUAUAUUUGGUCCUGAUGACACCCCAUGGGAUGGAGGUACGUUUAAGUUGACACUUCAAUUUACAGAAGAUUAUCCAAAUAAGCCCCCAACAGUGCGUUUUGUUUCUAGAAUGUUCCAUCCAAAUAUUUAUGCAGAUGGAAGCAUUUGUUUGGACAUUCUACAGAAUCAAUGGAGUCCCAUUUAUGAUGUGGCAGCCAUACUCACUUCCAUCCAGUCAUUACUCUGUGACCCAAAUCCAAACUCUCCUGCAAACUCAGAAGCUGCUCGGAUGUUUAGCGAGAACAAGCGUGAAUACAAUAGGAGAGUACGUGAAAUCGUUGAGCAGAGUUGGACUGCUGAUUAGUUUCUCCUAGUAUGGCAGCAGAGCUUAAAAAGUUGUUCUUGUGCUAUUUAAAUAACAUUGAACAUGAAAAUUGCGGCUAACCAUGCCUGUUGUUAUAUGUUUGCUUGGCUUUAUGAGGGAUGUUUGGCCUCUUUAUUGCAACACUUGAUGUACCAGCUUAUGUUGCAUUGUGUUUGGAGUUUACAUUUUGAAAAGGAAAAUGAAAAAGGGGAAAUAUCACCGUUUCUCA
Molecule: messenger RNA, 1010 nt
Organism: Ricinus communis (castor bean)
Lineage: Eukaryota; Viridiplantae; Streptophyta; Magnoliopsida; Malpighiales; Euphorbiaceae
Product: ubiquitin-conjugating enzyme E2 2
Exons: 6
Coding region: 323-781 (152 amino acids)
Source: RefSeq, a predicted model, not a curated record